UGAACGCACCAUAAGGGGCGGAGCUUGCAUUUGAGCGUACAGCGGGGAAACUGCAUAGCCAUGGAGCUGUCGUGUUUUGUGUUAACUUGAAAGCGACUUGUCUAAUUAUUUCACCUUAUCCGGGUAAAAAUUAAACAUUUCAUGUAAAGUUAGGGAGUUAUAAGUUAUAACGAAGGGCUGUGUAUUACCUACGCCUUUGUUUGGCUGAUCUGUGCACCAGUAACAUGCCCAUUCGAGCAUAUUGCACUAUUUGCUCCGAUUUCUUUGAUCACUCCAGAGAUGUUGCUGCCAUCCACUGCGGACACACUUUCCAUUAUGACUGUCUUCUUCAGUGGUUUCAGACGGCCCACAAAACCUGUCCACAGUGCAGGAAACAGGUCAGCACCAGGCACAUUAUCAGCAAGCUGUUCUUUGACAGUGUAGAGGAGGAGGGCACGGCUGAUCCGGAAAGCUUACAGAAUGAGGUCAGUAGAAUGAAGGCACUCCUGAGCUCUAAAGCGAGACUUACGGCGGACAAACAGAAGGUGGUGGAGUUGAAGGACUCUGUGGACAAGCAGAGGAGAGACCUGGACAGUUUGCGGAAGGAGAUUAAAGAAAAGGAGAUGCUCUGUUCUGCCCUCAAAACACAGAUGGCAUAUUUGGAGACACAACAGAAUGAAAUUCAGGCUGCCAAAGAUGAGGUCCGGAGACUGAGGACCAAGAUGAAAACUUUUGAAAGUCUGGAUAUGGUGUUACAGGGCCAUAGAGCAGAGGUUGAGUCCAUGAUCACAGAUAUGGGCAUCAGCCAGGCAGCGGUGGAGCAGCUCUCCAUCUACUGCGUCUCUCUGAAAAAGUAUGAUAACCUCAAAGGAACCCUGAAGGCUUCAAAUGACAUGUGUGAGAAGCUGAAGAGAGAAGUGCUCUCUUCAAACACCAAGUUACAAAAAGCUGCAAAAGAGGUGAAUCAAACCAAAGAGGACAUGAAAUCUCUGCAGAGCGAUCUGUCCAAUGCUGACAAAGAGAUCUCUAGUCUGAAGAAGAAGGUGGAGUUUCUUCAGAAGACUCUGAGCACUCCGAGGACAAACGAAGCCGUCAGUCGGCUUGUCUUUGAAAGCCCGGCCCCACUGGAGCUGAAGCAGCCUCGUCUCCACCAGCCAGCGGAUAGCGAGGACAUUGACCUCAACAUGACCUAUGACAUCACUACUCCAGACGAUGGGGCCAAAAGCCCAAUGCAGGUCCCCUCGAAGAAGAUGUGCCUUGACCCACCUGUAGCAUCCGUGUCCAAACACAAUGAGAAAACUUCGGCUUUAAGCAAGAAUCAUGAUGAAGAGCUCGCACUGGAUCCUUUUUUGAGGAACUCCCUCCUCUUCAGAAAGAAAACCUUCGGUAGCAUGUUGGAGCCUCAGAGGAGAGCCGGAGCUGUCAGGACCGGUUAUGAUGGAUUAGGAGGACGAACUAAAUUCAUCCAACCUUCUCCUUUGUCACAGAUUCGUCCGCUGAUGAAAGCUAAAAGGAAAAAGGUAACCCGACCCCCAUCCAAGACCACCACUUGCCUGACCUUGGACGGGUUCUUUGAGUAAAUGGUGUCAUGGUGUCACUCCAGACUUCUGUGAAGAUGCAUGUUGGUGGUGCUCUGCACCAAAGAACUGGGCUGGCUGUGGCUUUUGCCACUGAUCUCCAGAUAAGCAUCUGUGAAUGAACUUUAUCUAAAAGGAGAAACAAAUGCUGACUUUUGGAUGACCAGCAAACCCUGCUGCACAUUUUUCUUUAUUCUGAUAUGAACUUGUUUGUGUAGACGAUGUCAGGACCCACCUUGGGUUUUGAAGCCUUAUAGUUCUGUGUGUGUGAGAGUGAAACCAGCUACUUGACAUUCAGUUAUUAGGGCUGUGAGCUCUGAUCUCUUUAUCGCACCAUCGGAAUAUUUAGCCAGCACAAAACUGAUGAAACAAAUCAGAUGAGCGUUGGCCACUGCUGCUGGUAAAUGUAAUUUUCUUUGGCCAGUAUCAGUAUUGACAGGGGAGAUAUGAGUGCAUCCCUCUAUUAUGUCAUCAACUGUCACCAGCUUGUCCUUCUCAGUACAAUAAAAUGUUUUUUUUUAUUUUUUUGUUUGUUUUUUUUGCUCCGUCUCCACAGAUUAAUCUACAUGUAGAUUUACUGUAGGUAUUUUUUAGUUUUAAUGGGUCU
This is a messenger RNA of Archocentrus centrarchus (flier cichlid), 2163 nucleotides long. RefSeq names its product TRAF-interacting protein (gene traip). Gene Ontology annotation, molecular function: ubiquitin protein ligase activity. Gene Ontology annotation, biological process: replication fork processing; protein ubiquitination. Lineage: Eukaryota; Metazoa; Chordata; Actinopteri; Cichliformes; Cichlidae. Gene Ontology annotation, cellular component: nucleus; site of DNA damage. The record is from RefSeq and is a predicted model, not a curated record.